CCCGCCCCUAAAGUGGGAGCUGAAAAGGAACGUCAUUUGCCUCGUCCAUUUAGCUUUAGCCUCAAAUUAGCUUGACUUUUAAAAUCUUAAACGUAUUCUCUCAAGUAGAGCCGUUCUUUCUCUUAGCCAGCAACCUCGGACAGCGUUAACAAUUUGUGUUCUUUGUGUUCACGAUAGGAAACAUGUAUCUAAAGGCCUCAUUGCGAUGCAGGGACAUGCUAAAGGGAGAAUUCGUCGUGUGAAAUGCUGGCUAGCCUACGAGCAGGGGCCAAAAACCGAAAGUGGCUAACAGCACCGAGCAAUUUCCCACCACUCAUCACCAGCAAACCUGUGGGCUUUCUCACAUCUGCAGUAGGCACCCGAAGGUGGACAGACUGAAACGGUGCCUUUCCUACAACGAAGCAGGGGCUCCGUCUGUCUAAGGCCGAGGCAUGGGAGCGUUUCUGGACAAACCCAAAACGGAGAAGCACAACUCUCAUGGCGAGGGGAACGGACUGCGCUACGGGUUGAGCUCCAUGCAGGGCUGGCGGGUGGAGAUGGAGGAUGCUCACACGGCUGUGCUGGGACUUCAGGCUCCCGGCAUGACCGAUUGGUCUUUCUUCGCCGUGUACGACGGCCACGCUGGAUCCAGGGUCGCCACCUACUGCUCGAAGCACCUUCUCGAACACAUAAUCACUGCGAGCGUAGGCACUGGCGGCAAACAAGGCUCGCAAGUCGGACCAGACGGUUGCAGCUCUGACUCUCAAGCUCUUUCUCCUCCCGCUGUGGGGGCCGUGAAAGCUGGCAUCCGCACGGGCUUCCUGAGGAUCGACGAGCACAUGCGCAGCUUCUCCGACCUCCGGAACGGCAUGGACCGCAGUGGCUCAACGGCGGUGGGGAUUCUCCUGUCGCCAGAGCACUUUUUCUUUAUUAACUGCGGGGAUUCCCGAGCCGUUCUGUACCGCAACUCGCAGGUGUGCUUCUCUACGCUCGACCACAAGCCUUGCAACCCCCGCGAGAGGGAGCGCAUCCAGAACGCGGGAGGCUCGGUAAUGAUCCAGAGAGUUAACGGGUCCUUGGCGGUCUCGAGAGCUUUGGGGGACUAUGAUUACAAGUGUGUGGAUGGCAAGGGCCCCACGGAGCAGCUGGUUAGCCCUGAACCGGAAGUGUACGUGAUGGUUCGGGCGCCGGAACAAGAUCAGUUCAUUAUUCUGGCUUGUGAUGGCAUCUGGGAUGUCAUGUCCAAUGAGGAAUUGUGUGAAUUUGUGAAAUCUAGACUAGAGGUGUGUGAUGACCUGGAGAGGGUCUGUAACGAAGUGGUGGAUACCUGCCUGCACAAGGGAAGUCGAGAUAACAUGAGUAUUGUUUUAGUCUGUUUGCCCAAUGCUCCCAAAGUAUCCGAGGAAGCUGUGAGGAGAGAAGCUGAGGUCAACAAAUAUCUGGAGGCUCGAGUGGAAGAAAUGCUGUCUCGGCCCCGAGAAGACGCUUUUCCGGAUCUGGUGACGGUGAUGAGGAACCUGGCCUCCGACAGCGGGAUGCCCCCUCUACCACCAGGGGGCGGACUCGCUAGCAAACGCAGUGUUAUCGAAGCAGUAUACAACCGUCUGAAUCCUUACAAGGAGGAAGAUGGCCCCUCCUGUUUCAUUUGAGCGGAGCAGAUUUGGAGUGCCACUGGUAGCUGUCCAGUGCAACCGCCUGAUACAAAACACUCCACAGGACCACUAUUCCACAUGAGAUUGCAUCCUAACUCAUCUUUUAAUUUUUCACCUGAGAGAAUAAUUAUUAUAAUCCUCACCCAACGUGGAGGACUACAAAUGGAUUAGGAUUGCCUUUUUUUUUUUUGUAAACUAGCAAACUGCACUACAGACAUACACGUACAAUACAAAAUCCAGUAGAAAGUCAAGAAAGCACAGUUCGGUUUUUUUGUUCGGUUUCAUUUCUGUUGGUUGUUUUUGUUGUGGAUUGACAGAUAUACGGGAGCAGCUCUGCUCUGACGGCUCUGGGACUUUAUGGUGCCUUCCAGAGACCUGAGAGAAGAAGAGGGGACCUCACACCUCCACCGGCUGGCCGCCAUUACAGAAAACCAGCCCCUCACACGUCUGUAUGAGACCGAGGACGCUUCAGUGGUUGUUGUGGCAUUGUUUGUUUUCAAAGUGUUUUUCGACCACACAAACUCCGCAACCGCCACAUAAGCUACUACGCCGUCCCGGGAAAGUUGUCUGCGCUUUCUCCAAUGUUACGGUCAUGAAACUCCACCAACAACAUCCAAAGACUUCUGGGUAAAAAUCCUCCAAACGGAUCCUGACAGCGGGUCACCUGAGGCUCCACACUAUAACACGAGAGUGUGUGUGUGUGUGUGUUCCCGUCUUGGUUUGAGCUGUGGCUCCUGAGACGGGCGGGUAUGCUUCUCCACACAUGAACUCCAGUGUGACUCUUCUUGCACGUCUCUACUCACCGUCUCUACUCUUGCCUGCUAAUGGAUGCAACAGUUUAUAAUUUCCCUCCUUCUGCUACUUCUCUUUGCUUCCUGUCUUCUCCGGUAAAAACAGUCUGCAGUGCAUUGGUAAACCUCGCCAGAAUCAUAAGCUUUAGAGCCUGCUCUUCUUUAAAGGAAUAGAGAUAGAUAUUAUAAAAUUCAUAUAUAUAUCUAUAUAUAUAUAUAGAUAUAUAUAUACAUAAACAUUUUCUUUGUUGCUUUGGUUGCAUUUCUUAUCCUGGUAUUCAUUGUGGCCUAAUAUGUUUUUGAUCAUUUCUGCGUGUGUGUGUUUAAGCUUCGAUAUAUCAAUGAAAGAACAGAAACAUUAAGAUUAGGCGUGCACAGGUGUUGCUCCAACACAAAAGCCUUCCAAUUAAAGGGUUUAGAGAUGAAGACAUUCCAGUUUCACCUUCCUCCUCUUUGCCUUUUUAUCCACAACACAUGGGCAAAUACACACACUCAUGCUCAUGCUACAGCUUGCCUUUCUAUCCAUCUCUUAAAUAACUUCUCUGGAGGGUAAAAAAAAAGCCUUUUUGUUUUACCUGAAAACAUUGUCAUUUUUUUUUUUUUACUUACAUUUUUCUGUGAUGAUUUUUUUUCUUUUGAGGGGAUUAAAUGAGUUGUGAUUCUGUUGCUUUAUGGAUCAAUGAAACCUAAAGAGGAACAUGAAACAUAACGGGAGAAGGCGAGUUUUUCUUUUUGGGUGAUUGAAGUAAAGGAGCCUAUGUGGACUUGGAGUCAUAUAUUUCUUUUUUUUUUUUUUUUUUUUUUUCAUUAAAGCUAUCUUUGGAUGUAUGUGUUCCAGAAACAAAAUCGAAGUAAAGCAUCUUGGCUUUA
This is a messenger RNA of Xiphophorus couchianus (Monterrey platyfish), 3292 nucleotides long. RefSeq names its product protein phosphatase, Mg2+/Mn2+ dependent, 1Ba (gene ppm1ba). Gene Ontology annotation, biological process: protein dephosphorylation. Gene Ontology annotation, molecular function: manganese ion binding; protein serine/threonine phosphatase activity; magnesium ion binding. The transcript has 7 exons. The record is from RefSeq and is a predicted model, not a curated record. Bases 432 to 1628 code for a protein of 398 amino acids. NCBI's taxonomy places the organism in Eukaryota, Metazoa, Chordata, Actinopteri, Cyprinodontiformes, Poeciliidae.